Messenger RNA from Symsagittifera roscoffensis, 3090 nucleotides. RefSeq names its product WD repeat-containing protein 3-like. The transcript has 2 exons. Gene Ontology annotation, biological process: maturation of SSU-rRNA. Lineage: Eukaryota; Metazoa; Xenacoelomorpha; Acoela; Convolutidae. Gene Ontology annotation, cellular component: Pwp2p-containing subcomplex of 90S preribosome; small-subunit processome. The record is from RefSeq and is a predicted model, not a curated record. Gene Ontology annotation, molecular function: protein binding; snoRNA binding. Bases 25 to 2700 code for a protein of 891 amino acids.
AAUCACUAUUUUUCAGAAUUUGUAAUGGUCAGUUCUCGGCAGUAUUUGAAGUGGGAACCCCAUUCAACUCUGGGAGCUGUGUAUUCUUCUGGAACAGAUUGCAUACUGAUUGGAAAUGAUAGUGUGCUGCUGGCAGCAUGUGAAGUAGUACAUCUUUGGAGUUUGCGAAGUAAGUCUAUACUCAGAAGCUACCGCGCAGAUUCGUUCGCACGAGUUAACAAGUUGUCAAAAGGUGGAAAUGAACUUGCUGUUGGAUACAGUGAUGGGAAGAUUAGGUUGUUCAGUUUCGAAGCGACAAGUUGUUUAGCAGUACUAUGUGGGCACAAGUCGGAAAUAACAGCUCUCUCAUUUAAUUUAAAAAGUACUCUUCUUGCAAGUGGGGGCAAAGACACAGCUGUUAUCAUAUGGGACGUAGUGAACCAGGCUGGACUUUUCAGACUUCUAGGACACACGGGAAGCAUCACAGAAACCCUCUUCGUUGAACGAGAAAAUUUUAUCGUUACAAGCUCAAAAGACUGUCUGAUUAAGUUCUGGGACUUAAAUAUACAGCAAUGCACUCAAACAAUUGUGGGGCACAAAACAGAAGUCACAUGUGUUGCAUUGUUGCAAGAAGACACAAUUUUGGUCUCCGGGUCACAGGACGCUGAGCUUAGGUUCUACUCUCUAAAUUUUUCAAAAACUUCAAUCGAAACGACCGAAGAUGAUUGUAGUAAAACUCAUAAUUCGGUAGAAGUUCAAAAGCUUGGAUCAAUCCUGCGCUCUCAGACCAACAGUGUUCUAUCUUUGAAGCGAAAAACAGAGUCUAAGAAUUGCUUCUACUGUUUAACUCAAAAAUCGUCGUUGUUGGAGAUGUUUGAGAUCCGUACUGACGAGGAGCUGGAUCUUUUGAAGAAGAAACGAAGCAAGAAACUGAGAAAAGCAGCCGAAAAUCAGGAUGAAGAAAUGGAAAUCGAAGUGACAUUGGAGUUUUCAGACCAUGUUAAAGUUCAGCCAACUGUGUCUUUUUCACGGGUCAUUAAAAGUUUUGAUCUCGUCAGGUCGGGGAGGAAAGUUUUCGUAUGCGCUGGUCUUUUGAAUAAUAAUAUUGAGUGUAAACUUGUAAACGACACGUCAUCUGAGGGUGCUCAAACGCUUGACCUUUUAGGUCACAGGUCCGAAGUGCGUUCCAUCUGCAUAGCAAAUGAUAGCUCACUCAUAAUUUCAAGCUCUAAAGAAACUACUAAAGUGUGGAGCAAAGCAAAAUCUUCAUGUAUCAGAACUAUUCCGAGUGGUUAUGCGCUUUGCAGUUUAGUUGCUCCAGGAAACCGUCACGUGAUCUCCGGAACCAAAUCGGGUAAACUGUACAUCAUGGAUCUUGGUAAUAGUGAUGUUACAAACAUUAUUGAUGCACACAUGGGGGAAGUAUGGGCACUGGAUCAAUUUUCAAACAUGAAGGGAGUAAUAAGCGGAGGUUCCGAUAAGUGCCUGAAGUUCUGGGACUACGUGCUUGAGCCAGGGGAAAAUGAGAAACUUGAACUUAAUUUAUCUCUUGCACGGAAGCUGGACAUGGAAGAAGAUGUAUUAGCUAUCAAAGUGUCCUUUGAUGGCAAGUAUAUUGCAGCUGCCCUGUUAGACAACUCAGUUAAAGUGUUCUUCUUUGACACUUUGAAGUUCUUCCUCAACCUAUACGGUCACAAACUGCCAGUAGUGAGUAUUGACAUCUCCUCUGACUGUCAGCUUCUAGUCAGCGGAUCGGCCGACAGAAACAUGAAGAUAUGGGGUAUGGAUUUCGGAGACUGUCAUCGAUCUCUUUUUGCACACGAAGACAGCAUAACUUGCGUCCGAUUCCUCCCGAAGACUCAUUUCAUUUUCUCGUGCGGUAAAGAUGGUCUAAUCAAACAGUGGGAUGCGGAUAAAUUUCAACUGAUUCAGACGCUGCGCGCCCAUUUCAAGAGCCCAGCUUGGACGCUAGCAAUUUCACCUGAUGGAGACUUCGUAGUCAGUUCUGGAGCCGACAAAUCCUUGAGAAUCUGGGAGCGGACCAUGGAACCUUUGAUAAUAGAGGAAGAGCAAGAAAACGAACGUGAGCUAGAAUUUAAUAAGGAAAUUGAGGACAAUUUAGACAGAGAUGAAGUUGAAUUGUCGAAGGAAACAGAAACCACGCUAGCGUCAAGAAAGACCGCUGAGACAUUAAAAGGCGCGGAACUUCUGAUGGAGCGAUUAGAAAUAUGUGAACAACAAUCUGCAGGCGAACUUGUGCCUAUCUUGCAGGCUUUGGGAACUACCUCGAAUCAAUAUCUGCUUGACGCUGUGUCAAAAAUAACCUCAAGCGAAGUAGAGCAAAGCUUAAUGAUGCUGCCGUUCUCUUAUGCGACGCGAUUGAUCGAAUUGUGUUGCAAAAAUUUUAUAGCUCAUGGUCUGAAAAUUGAAACAAAUUGCAGAAUCGUUUUGUACUUGGUAAGAAUUCAUCAUGCGAGGAUCGUUUCAAAUGAAGAGUUGUCGGCUUUAGUUUUCUCUUGCAAAUCAACUUUGCAAACUCAGAUUAAAUUAUUUAAAGACAGAAUAGCGUUUAAUACUUUUGCAUUACAGUACCUGAAAUUUCAGAUAGAGGCGAAAGAAGAGACGAGAUUAUUUGCAGAUGCAACGGAAACAUUCAAAGAGAAAAGCAAGCGCAGAAGAAAACGCGACAAAGCGAAAGCUGUGAUUACUGUUGUAUCAUGAAGUUAAAAGAUAAAAAUUGCCACCAAAUAAUUGAACUCUUCAAUUGAUGUUUUUCUCCCUAAGUCAGGAGGAGCUUGUCUAGUGCGCCCAUGAAAUGUGGAUGUUUUCUAUUUUGCUGAAUAACAUUUGCGGUAACUUGGGUUUUAUAAUCGAGUACUAUAUGUUUUCCAGAGCAGUUCACAUUCAAAUAAGCAUGAUGCAGAUCAAUUCAUACUCGUCCAUCCGUUUGCUGACUGCUGCCUUUAUAAGCACCUGGAACGGUUACGCAUCUAAUGAUGUCUUCAAUUUUGAAAAUGAGGAUUGAAUUUAGAAAAAAUCAGCUUUUACUUUUUUUCAUAGAUAGAAGAUCAUUUCUAUGUAUAUAUGUAAUUGAGUAACUGGGUAACUUUU